AUGGCGGGGGACAGCGAGCAGCAACCUCAGCGCUAUCGCGAGUUCGUUGGUGGAAAAAAGCCUUUCCUCAUUGGACUUAGCGGGGGAACAGCCAGUGGCAAGGUGAGCAGUUCCAUUGCAAGGUGGAUAAUAAAAAUGCAGCAAUACUUUCCAGAGCUGGGCAACGCGCCUCUUAAGAAUGCCUUUGACAAUGAAUUGAUUGUCCAAACACUUAAAAAGAUCAUGGAUGGAAAGGCAGUUCAAAUACCUGUUUAUGACUUCAUUUCUCAUUCUCGCAAAGAAGAAACAGUACAUGUGUAUCCUGCUGAUGUGGGCAUCCUAGUCUUCUAUAAUGAGGAAGUUCGGGAUCUUUUCCAGAUGAAACUAUUUGUGGAUAUAGAUCCAGGCACUCGGCUCUCCCAUAGGGUUCUCUGAGAUAUCAGUAAACAAGGCAGGGAUUUAGAGCAGAUCUUAUCACAGUACAUUACAUUUGUCAAGCCAACCUUCGAAGAAUUCUGCUUACCUACCAAGAAAUAUGCUGAUGUAAUUAUCCCUAGAGGUAUGGAUAAUCUUGUGGCCAUCAGUUUGAUUGUGCAGCACAUCCAAGACAUCUUGAAUGCCAACUCAAUGGGUACCUGUAUGAUUAUAUUCCUCCCUGCCAGUAACAGCCCUCAGAAUCCAGCAGCCGCCCAUAUUGAUCUCAGAGCAAGAUAAAGGCCUGCACUGCUAUGCCCCAUAGUUGCAUUCUCUGAGUCCUUGCUCCUUCCCCUAAUUGCAGUGCUUCAUGGCUUAUUAAAGUUUAAAUUAUGGUUGCCUGCAAUGGUUUUGCUCCAGCCUUUUCAUGGAGGAAUGGCAAUAUGUUUCUAUAUGGUACUACAAAUAGUUUCUGAUAUGUAGUAUCAGUUAGUAUAGCUGCCAUGAUGGUGAGAUUAUAUCUUUUUUUUCAAUUUUUUAUAGUCACAAAAUAUUUUAUCAGCACCAUAUUAUCUGGGUUCCAGUGUUUAGUGUGUCCAAAGUAAUUUUAUAAUCGUCUCUA
Molecule: messenger RNA, 1015 nt
Organism: Crotalus tigris (Tiger rattlesnake)
Lineage: Eukaryota; Metazoa; Chordata; Lepidosauria; Squamata; Viperidae
Gene: UCK2
Product: uridine-cytidine kinase 2
Exons: 7
Cellular component (GO): cytoplasm; cytosol
Molecular function (GO): ATP binding; kinase activity
Source: RefSeq, a predicted model, not a curated record